UAUACGGAGAGCAAAACACGGAGUGGAUAGAAGCAAUCGGAGCUGUGUCCUCUUUGUGGCGUAUUUUGUACUAUAAUUGGAUACACUGGGAGAAACCAAACUAGGGCUCUCCCCAUUUGCCUUGUACAAGCCCAAGCGUUUCUGGGACAAACAGGGCUAGGAAAAAAAGUUCUCAAACUGUGAAUAGUGUGAAAUUUUAGUGCAAGUGCUAAAGUGAUGGAAUUUGUGGGUGAGACGCAAAUUCUAUAGGGAUUUUUUUCAGCCAUUCAUAGCUACUGCUUACGCCCACACUCUUGUUCCUUUGCGACCCACAAUCGAGCCUCCAGGACAGUGGCAGAGAAAUCAAUCGAGUGAUUUUCUCUGCAAAAGUCCAGAAUAUCGAGGACCAAUUUCUCAAAAAAGGUAAAGGACAUCCCUAGUGGCUAGGGUGCGAAAGAGUAUUUUGGGAUUAAACCCUUGGUCUGCGCCUGUGUUUGUGUUUGAUCCCACGGAAAUCGCCAACGCAAAUGAUUUUUUGCUGACGAGUCCGCCAUUUGAAGGAAAAUUUCCCCAGGUGCCCUAAAACGAGGCAUCGCAACGGAUUUUUUAGGACAGACCCCAAGCAGGAUCACGACGCUUCGAACUAUGGGCACAGUAUUGAGUUUUUCGCCACGCGAAAGGCGUCCCGUGUACUCAACACACCAUCACGGAAGUGGCUUGAGCUCUGCCGGAUCGGCGGACUUUGCCCUGAACAAUUUCAGCUACGAACAGCUGAAUAAUGUUCGCAACAGGGAGAACAACAAGCCAUCUCAGCCAGUGCCUAACAAUGCCACCGUUGUUCUCGUGGGUCAGACCCACAAUCACACCAACAGCACUUCCAGUGGAGUGGCCAAUAAUACCAGUCUCCUGGGUACUGACAGUGCGCGCAUUCUGUCAGAGAAGAAUGCCCUGGAGAAGAAUCUCAAGAAGCACUCACUGUUUAUCAAUGCGCUAUCGUGGAAGCGACUGGCGGCAGCAUCGCAUGGGAAGAAGAAGUUGGACAAUAACAAAAAUAAAGCCGCCAAUCUCCCAACAGCCACAUUCCGAACACCCCUUACCGAUGUGAUUCAUCCCCUUGUUGCGGAUAAGAACAAGAAUAUCCAGCAGCAGCCGCAGCAGCAGGUGUUUUUCACUCCGGGUGCCCCAAAGGCACUCCUGGCCCUCGAUUUGGUGCGUGCCAACAACACAAAUCCCACUCAGCAGCCCGACAAACUAGCCCCCAAGCUGCCACUAUCGCUUCCCCUGUCACUCCAGACAGCCGCCGUUACACAACCCCAACAUAGCCAUGGACCGAGAAAGACUGUCAUUCAGGCCUCCACGUCAGAACUCCUAAAGUGCCUGGGAAUGUUUCUGCAUGAUCGCUGCAGAAAACUAAGGGACUUUCAAGCUGGUGACGCUGUUAUGUGGCUGAGAGCUGUCGACAGAAGUUUAUUGUUGCAGGGAUGGCAGGAUGUCGCAUUUAUAAAUCCUGCAAAUGUUGUUUUUGUAUACAUGCUCGUCCGAGAGCUGGUGGAUGGAGAGGAGACUAAGGAAUCCGAAUUACAGGCUGCUGUACUCACUUGCCUCUAUUUGUCGUACUCCUACAUGGGAAAUGAAAUUAGUUACCCACUGAAGCCAUUCCUGGUCGAGGAUUCUAAGGAUAAAUUCUGGGAUAGGUGCCUCCUGAUUGUUAAUCGUCUCAGUGGGAAUAUGCUGAGGAUAAAUGCCGAGCCUGGUUUCUUCACCGAAAUCUUCACGGAGCUGAAGGCUUGUGGCAUGAAUGCCAUCAACAACAAUCCGGCCAAUGGUGUCGCUUGACGCAGACACCCUCGAGAGGUAGUCGUUCGACUCUCGAUUGCUGGUCAGCAGCAGAAAUACCAACAUCAGACAUCGCUCCAAGAGCUCACGAGUGUUGUCUAAAAUAAGUUCUGGAGAUAAGAGAAAUCUCCAAAAUUUAUGCGCCAAAAUGGCAAAUGUGCACUUCCAUCCAGUUCUUUAGCAAAACAAAAAAGAACACAGGGAGUACCGAAGUUUUCACUUUGAUUUGUUGUCUAUUCCUUUUCCACCAAACAUGAAAACAAAAAAGAAACUGAAACUGCGUCGAAUCUUCAUAUUAUUUCCUUGUGUCGUCGUCGUAUUGACAUAAAUGCACUAUUAGUGAAAAUUCGCACUCAACAAAAGAAUAAAAACAAGAAAUAAAUAAAUUAAGAGAAAAGAAUCAAUUUGAAACACAAUAAAGAAAAAUUAAAUGCUGUGUAUCAUUUGAUUGUUCUCAAGAUAUGUUCGGCGUUAAUUUCAAAUUUUUGAAACAAAAAUUGAGAUAAAAAAACGUUAAUUGUGAUGAAAGUAAAACCAUACAGAAAUAUUGAAUAGAAAGAUAUUUAUAUGUGAAUAUGUCGUGAGAUUGUGGCUCUUUCGAAGAGAAAUUUUCUAUAACCAAAAAAAAUUAUUGAAAGAGAAAUGUAAGUUUGAAUAUUUCUUAUAAAAAAAAAUGAUAAACAAAAAGAAAAAUCAAUCGAAUACCAACAUGCAAAUAAAAAUCGACUUCCGCGAAUAAAAUUUUUCAUUUUUCUGUUCAAAAAUUUCUCGUAGUUUAAAGGAGUGUAGAUUGAUAGGAAGGUUUUAUUGAAAAUAAUGGAUUACAUUGAGAUGAAAUCUUAGAAUUAUUCGUAGAGGUUAAAUGAACACACGUAUUAAACAUAAAUUAUACCAUAAGUAGAUGUAAUUGUAAGGGAUUGAAAAUACAAUUUCAAAUUGUAAAGGAUAACUUUGCAAAAGUCAAAAAAAAAAUGUAAGACUCUCUAUGUUUCAGUGACAUUCCCUGCAACUCAAGCACGACUGCUCGUUGUGACAGUAUGUUGCAGAGUGGCUUUCAUUUAAGCAAUUAUUUCACUAAAAAUCAUUUUCAUUGCGCAAAUCUCUUUCUUUGUCACAUUAUACAGUGCAUGUGAUUUUCUCUAAAGAAUAGAUUCAUGUAAAAUAUGUUACAAAACAUUUGUGUCAUUUUUUAGGUAGAGCAAAAAAAAGAAAACAGAUGAAAAUAUUUUCAUAUAACGAAUAAUUCAUAAAUACUUCUACAGUUCAGAGAAAGAAAGAUUUUCUUCAAAGUUAGAGAAAAGAAUAAUUUUCGAGCUCUCCACUGAUUCUUCCAAAGUAUAAAGAAAAAGUUUAGUCUUAUAGACGAAACUCUUAGUAAUAUUUUAUAACUGGAAGUAUUGAUAUUUACACGAAAUGACCAAAUACUUACAUGACAAAACAUUAGAAAAAAAACACUGCAAUAAUUUAUUUUAUCUAAAUUAGUAUUACUUGUGUAAAAAUUCUUUUCUAAUAUUCGACACUGACAAUUAAAAAAAAACGGUCUAAGAUUAAAAAUGCAAUAUUAGACCAGUAAAUUUUCAUGACAAAAUCCUCAUUUUUCUCAACUACAGAAAUGUUUAAUAAAUUAAAACAUAAAUGUUGAAAAUACUGAUGCUAUUCAAGGUGCUUUGAGGGCGAUGUUUGUUCCGCUACUGUUCCUUUUUAUUUUUUAUUUUUUUUUGUUAUUAAAAAUACAUUAGCAUUUUCUCAUUUCUGUAUGAAAUGCAAAGAUUUAUGCGUUUGUAAAAUAUUGUGAGCUACAAUGAAUAACUUUUGUUUUGUAAAUACGAUUUUAACAACUUAGUGAUUAAAAUCCAGUUAUUCCCAGCGCACAAUAACCUUUGUUUUGAAAACAUAUUUUUAACAUUUCAGUAAGAGUAAAUGAAACUCAGAUCUAGUCAUCUCGCUCUAUCUCAAAGGUAAAUUUGAAAAGAUGUUUACAAACAAAAGUUAUUGUGCGCUCGGCAAUAUAAUAAGCAGCACUCAAUAACUUUUGUUAGUCUUAUUUGUAGUAUUUAAACUACAAAUAAGAGCGAGUGAGAUAACUAGAGAGAAAUUUCACUCCCUCUGUCACUAAAAUGUCAAAAACUUGUUUACAAAACCAACGAAACUGGUUUUUGACGUCCCAGUUAUGCCCAAUGCACAAUAACUCUCGUUUGUAAAUGUUUUGAUAAUUCUCUAUGAGAGUGAGCGAGAUGACUAGAGAUUAUGUGUCAUUUACUCACAUUGGAAUAUCAAAAACAUGUUCACAAAACAAAAGUUGUUGUACGCUUGACAUUAUGACCAGUGCACAAUAACUUUUGUUUGUAAACAUGUUAUGAAAAUUUCUUAUGAGAGAGAGAGAGAGUGUGAGCUAACUAGAUUUCAGUUUUCGAGCACUAUGCCCAGAGCACAAUAACUUUUCUUUAGUAAACAUGCUAUUGACAUUUCAGUGAGAGUGAGUGAGAUCAAAAUCUAGUCAUCUCGCUCAUUCUCGUAGUCAGUUCCAAAAACAUGUUUGCAAAACAAAAGUUAUUGUACGUUGUUCAUUAUGACCAGCGCACAAUAACGUUUGUUUAUAAACUUGUUUUCAAAAUUUCCAAUGAGAGUGAACGAGAUGACUAGAUCUAGAUCUCACUCACUCUCAUUGAAAUGUCAAAAACAUGUUUACUGAAAAAAAGUUAUUGUACGUUGUGCAUUACGCCCAAUGAACAGUUUUCUUUUUAUUUAUUGUAAAUAUGAUUUCAAAAUUCCUGGGAGAGUGAGCGAUAUGAAUAGGACUCGCUCACUCUCAUAGGCGGUUUCGAAAGCACGUUUACAAAAUAAGAAUUAUUGUUCGCUGGGUGUCCAAUACCAAUAAUUUUAGUUUUAUAAACGUGUUUCUGAAAAUACGCGUUUCUGAAAAUAGAGAUUUACAUUUCAAUCUCUCUCACUGAAAUGUCGAAAACAGGUUUACAAUUCCUGGGGGAGUGAUCGAGAUGGACUAGACUUAGAUUUCUUUCACUCUCACAGAAUUUCCAAAAAUAUGUUUACAAUAUAAAAGUUGUUGUGUUCAGCUCUUUAUAAGGACCAACACACAAUAACUUUUGUUUUGUAAACAUGUUUUUCAUAUUUCAAUAAGAGUGCAUGAAAUUUACAUCUAGUUAUCUCGCUCACGCUCCUAGGAAUUGUCAACCUGUUUUCGACAUUUCAGUGAGAGAGAAUUAAAUGUAGAUCUAGUUAUCUCUUUCACUAUUCUAAGUAGUUUUGAAAACACGUUUACAAAACUAAAAUUAUUAGGCGUUGGACAUUCAGUGUAUAAUAAUUAAUUUCUAUUUUGUAAAUGAAUUUUCGAAACUGUGUAUAAGUAUGAGCAAGAUGACUAGAUCUACAGUUCACUCAUUCUGAUUGAAAUGUCAAAAACAUGUUUACUAAACAAAAGUUAUUGUGCGUUGGGCAUAAGGAGUGUCACACAAUAAUUUUUAUUUUAUAAAAAUGUGUUUGACAUUUCAGUGAGAGUGUAGGCAAUUUCGAUUAGAUGUUUAUAAAGCAAAAGGCAUUGUAUGUUGACCACAAUGAACAGCACACAACAAUCUUGACUUGUAAUCUUGUUUUCGAACCCUCAUAUGAGAGUGAGCAAGAUAACUAGUGUUAGAUUCUAUUCACUUUUACUGAAAUGUCAAACAUUUCGUUUGCGAACAAAUAUAUCAAUUAAUAUCAUGGUAUUAUUCAUAAUUGGCAAUGCACAUUUGCUUUAGUUUUAUGAAAAUAAUAUUUGACAUAUUAGGCUAAGGUUAGUGAAAUCUAGGUCUAAUUGUCUCGAUUACUCUCAUUUGCAAUUUUGCUAACACCCACAUACGUAACUUCAAAAACAAGUUUACAAAACAAAAGUAAUUGUGCGUGCGCCAUUACUUUUAGUUUACUUGCCAUUUUUGACAAAAUAGCAAUGAUAGAACAUUUUUUAAUGCAAUUCCAAAAACAUGAUAAAAAUAAAAUUACCAAGAAAGUAUUACGAAACCUACGAAACCAAGCAUGUGGCAAGUUAAUUUUUUGGAGCUAUUUGAAGCCAAUUCCUAAAUUGAUCUCGGACUCUGCUCACAGUGCUCCGAGGAAUAAAUUUAUUUAAACAAAAAUUUAGUAUAUUUAUCCCUCCAUACGGAAAGGUAUCUUGUAAUACAGAAAAGCUUCUCACUUUUUUGUUAUUUAGUCUCAUUUUCGGGAGUACAAAAAAACUCCCAUAUAAAUUUAUAUCGAAGUAUGAGAAAGUGGCUUCAAAUGUAAGAGAACUUGCCAGGGGCGUGUACGAAACGAUUAAGGCGUAUACCCAAGUAGCAUUUUUUGACAUAUCACCAAAUUAUAGCUUCAAAUACUACUUUUAUGACAAACAUAACCUGAAAGUACAUUGAAUAGUAUUUCUAUCUGAUGUGUAAAAACACGAAAAAAAAACUCAAUACAUAAAUGUAAUAACUCUCAAUACAGUUUGAAACAUGGAGAAAAGACAUCGUGAAAUAUUCUUUAGAAUAUUCUAUUACAUAGAUAACCUUAAAGUGAUCCUCACAAGAUUUAUGGAAUAAAAUUUAUUGACAUAAAUAGCGAAAAGAUUGUUCAAUAUUGUAUUUAAAAAAAUCUAUAUAUAUAUAUUUUAAAUGAAGAAAAAAAACACCUAUAAAAAAUGUAACGAAGAUACCAUAUUUAUUUUGGAUCAAUUGAAUAAUGGAAAAAAACUACAGAAAAAAAAUCCAAACUAAAGGCGAAAGACAUGGUCAAAUUGUAAUUAUUUGAUAACGAAGUAAUUUCAUGUAAAACUAUAGUGAAAUUUUAACUAGGAAUAUAAUGAGGAGUUAUAUAAACCAAUUUAUUGAGAUGUAGCAGAAAAAGAAAGUUCUACAUGGCCGGUGGUGUGCAAUAUUUUUUAUUAAACCAAAUUGUAACAUGAGACUGCCUCGUGUGUGGUUAAAUAACCAAAAAGAGUUUCAAGAAUUUUUCAUCAACUUUUACUCUCUCAACUGAAAUAUUUAGUUGUCCAAAAAAGUUUUAUUUCGAAUAAUUUUCCUGAAAUUUUUCUCAGGUUUCACCACCACAAAAUAAACUUCUCUAUUUUGUCCAUUAGAAAAACAAAUUAUUUACCAGGAAAUUCUGUAUACGUAGUUAUAUAACCGAAACUUCUGUUGAAAAACAGAAAAUGCAGAAAAAAAUUAUAAAUAAACUUUUUAGUCUGAUUUCUCUACUUCAAAUAAAAUUGUUAUAUCGAAUUAGAUGAAAAAAGAGAGUGAAAGGAUGUGAAAAAAGGGGUCAAACCAGAAGAAAAACUCCUUGUUUUUCUCCUCUUAUACAUCAACAUCAAGAGUAAUAAUAAGGAAAAAAGAUGAAAAUUAAUUGCAAUUCUUAUUUGUUUCGGAUAAAUUAAUGUAAAAGGAGAAACUAUUUGCAGAUUGUAGGAUAAAUAAAAUGAAAUUUCAUAAGAA
This is a messenger RNA of Phlebotomus papatasi, 7277 nucleotides long. It is a transcript of the gene Cdk5alpha, whose product is annotated as cyclin-dependent kinase 5 activator 1. Gene Ontology annotation, cellular component: cytoplasm; protein kinase 5 complex. The record is from RefSeq and is a predicted model, not a curated record. The transcript has 4 exons. Gene Ontology annotation, molecular function: protein kinase binding; cyclin-dependent protein serine/threonine kinase activator activity. Lineage: Eukaryota; Metazoa; Arthropoda; Insecta; Diptera; Psychodidae. The coding region runs from base 625 to 1815 and encodes 396 amino acids. Gene Ontology annotation, biological process: positive regulation of cyclin-dependent protein serine/threonine kinase activity; activation of protein kinase activity.